GGCCGCCAGGGCUGGGGAGCGAGCUUGGCUGUGACGCGGGGCCCUCACGUGACCCGGGGCUGCAGAAAGACGCAGCCUUGGGUGCAGUCGUCACUCGCGUCUGGACACCAGCUCCGUGCUUCCCUGCGCACGGCGGGCUGGCAUCGGGCCCUGGGCGAGCGGAGCAGGUCUGCUAGCCGAGAGUCGCAGCGGAGCAUCUGGCAGCGACAAUUGAGAGGAGGUCUACGCGGCAAGGGAUAGGCCCAGGAGAAAUGGAAUCCAAAGAGGAACAAGGAGGAAAAAAUCUCAACAUGGAAAAUGACCAUCAGGGCAAGGAGGAAAAGGAAGAAAAGCCGCAGGGUGCUAAGAAAAGGGUGCAGCCUGUGGUCCUGCCUCUUGAAGCUGAAUACUCUGCGCCUCGAGGAAAUCGCAGGCGCUUCCGCAUUAGGCAGCCCAUUGUGCACUAUAGAUGGGACCUGAUGCACAGGGUCGGAGAUCCCCAGGCAAGGAUGAGAGAGGAGAACAGGGAAAGGUUUGGGGAGGAUGUGAGACAGCUCAUGGAGAAGUUGAGGGAAAGGCAGCUGAGCCACACUCAGCGCGCAGUUAGCACUGACCCCCCUCACCAUGACCAUCAUGAUGAGUUUUGCCUUAUGCCCUGAAUCCUGGUUUUCUCUGAAGAUAAUACGGGGACCCCCUGCUUCAAAAACUUAAUGUUUGUGAUGUACGGUUGUAAAAUUUUUGAUGUUACUUGUUCCUCAUGGGUCUCCGCGUACUGCCAGCUUCUAAUUGAAACAUGUGUUUUUGAUUCAGUCUUAAUUUUUUUGUUGUUAGCAGAAUUUAUCUAAUGCAUGGAAAGAAUCUCAGUAUAUAUUGUGGAGCUAAUAAAGCAGAUUUAAA
This is a messenger RNA of Alexandromys fortis (reed vole), 876 nucleotides long. Its product is annotated as protein BEX2-like. Gene Ontology annotation, molecular function: signaling receptor binding. The record is from RefSeq and is a predicted model, not a curated record. Lineage: Eukaryota; Metazoa; Chordata; Mammalia; Rodentia; Cricetidae. Gene Ontology annotation, cellular component: nucleus; cytoplasm. The transcript has 3 exons. The coding region runs from base 252 to 638 and encodes 128 amino acids. Gene Ontology annotation, biological process: signal transduction.